UCUACCAAACAGUUAUUUAUUUAAAGAAAUGAGAAGGAAAAAAUACUAAUUCCGGCAAUAAUUAUGCAAUCCGCAUAUCCAAACAGUCCCAUAGACUCCAAGUUCCAGUUAAGUUAGGGUCUGGUCUGGUCGUUAUUAAUUUUAUCUGCUAUAUAUAACCCAGAAAAAUAAAAGGGCCCAAAACAGGAUGAAAACUUCUCUCCAAAGUCUCGAUCAAAAAGCUCCUUGUCGAUCAAACAAAUAUAUCAAAACAAAAACAAAUAUAAGUGUGAGAAGUGGGGAAAGUUCAAGUUCAAUGGAUAGAGGAAAGAAGCUGACUAACUUCUAUGGGAACAAGAACUGCAAGAUUUACAUGGAUCUAAAAGAUGUAAUAAGGGAGAAUGCACUUCCUUACCUUCCUGCUAAAUCGCUUUUUCGGUGCACUGGAGUUUGUCGUGACUGGAAGCUUCAAAUAUCAACACCUUUAUUUGCUCACAAUCAAACAAACUCAUUCCGUUCUACCUCUGGGUUCUUUUAUCAAACACAAGCAGGCAUGCCAUCAUUCUUGUCUCUUGACCCCAUGGCUUAUGGUGUUCCAGACCCAUCUUUAUCGUUUCUGCCUGAACCUGUUGAUAUUAGGACCUCUUGUAAUGGGCUACUUUGUUGCCAGGGGCGUUCUGGUUACCUGGCUUACUACAUCUGCAAUCCUGUUACCAAGCAUUGGAAGAAACUUCCAAAACCAGAUGCUGAUCAUGGGCCUGACCCUGCUGUAGUGCUCGUAUUCGAACCAUCAUUACUAAACUUCUUUGCUGAUUAUAAGCUGGUUUGUGCCUUUCCAUCUGAACUUGGUGGAUAUGAGUUUGAGAUAUAUUCCUCUGAAAAAGGAUCAUGGAGAACUUCUGGUGAGAUUUGCUUUGCUGAUAGGAAGCUCCUGCCAAAGACAGGUGUUCAUGUAAAUGGCAUUGUUUAUUGGCUGUCGAGGCAAGGAAUUACUGCUUUUGAUCUCAAUUCGGAGCGGUCUCAGCUCCUCUCUUCUGCACCUGGGGCCUUAGGCAUGACAAAUGGAAAGCUUUGUGCAGUUCAUGUACGUGGUCAGGGAUUAGUUGUGAAUAUGCUGUCUAAUACUCACUCAAAUACCAUGCAAAUGUGCAGUAAUGCCAGGACCUGGGUAGAAAUGCGACCUGAAAACAAUCUAGAUAUUCCACUGCCUGCAGAAUCAUCUAAUUAUUCAGGUAGGCAUGGUCAUGGUCAUGGUCACGGAGGUGUAGUGUUUGUAGGUGGUGAUGUAGUGUUGCUUCAAAAUGGGAACAUAUUUUGUUCUUAUGACAUGAAGAAAAAGGCCUCCAAUUAUUUGGGUGAAAUUAACAUUGAUACAAAUGCAGCAAUCGUUGGUUAUGUGAAUAGCCUUGUUGAGCUCUAGCUAGCCUCUUUUCUCCUGCGAAUGCGAUACUGUCUGGUCUUGAGAAGAACAUCAUGUACAAUCUCUGCUCAUCAUAAUCAGGAAGAUAUAAAUUAGUGCAACUUUUGGUAUAUGUUUAUGUUUUUUCUUUUUUCUUUUAGGCUGCUUGUAGUAAGGAUUGCCUAUGAUAGAAAAUUGAUUUAAUCUGACAGGUGCUUCGGCUUUUUCUUAUGAAUUUCUGCAUCUGUUCUGCUUUAAAAGUGAAGCCUAUGUAUUGGGCACAUUCUAAUGUUUGCAACACCAGUUAUAAGUUAUAAAAUUCAUUUAAAAUUAUGUUUUGGUAAAAAUAUUA
Messenger RNA from Durio zibethinus, 1730 nucleotides. Lineage: Eukaryota; Viridiplantae; Streptophyta; Magnoliopsida; Malvales; Malvaceae. The record is from RefSeq and is a predicted model, not a curated record.